This is a messenger RNA of Nezara viridula (southern green stink bug), 3108 nucleotides long. Lineage: Eukaryota; Metazoa; Arthropoda; Insecta; Hemiptera; Pentatomidae. The record is from the annotation of a GenBank genome assembly.
AUGGAAACUUCCCGUACCCCUGGUUUCCCGUUCGGGGGGUGUCUACCCCCGGGAAUUCCCCCAGUCCUUGGAGAACCCCCUCCACAAAUGAACCGCGCCGCGGUGGGAGGCGGCUGUAGUCGAUCAAGCGUCAUUCACCAUGAGGCUCUUCUGCAUGAUCAUCUCUCUGAUAGGUCAUCUACUGCUCGCGUCUGCGAGCAAGUGUUGAAAGUUUGUACAAAUAGGAGCUUCGUUGCAAGGAUCCUUGAAACAGAAGCGACGGAGGUCAGGACUAGCGGAAGUCGAUCUCAUCUCAACAGGAACAAACUUCAGUCAUAUUCUAAUGUGAACGGAAGAGUUGGGCUGGCUGUUGCUGGUGAAAGCAGCGCUGGCAGUAGUUCAUCAGCUUAUGCUUCUUCAUCUGCGUCGUCCUACGGUGGAGGAGUUGGCUUAGUCCAUGCCUUCGCAGGAUCUGGAAGUUCCGGAUCUGGUGGUGGAGGAACUCCAGGAGGCUAUGGCUCAGGCGGAUUUGGUGGCAGUGGAGGAGCUCCAGGAGGCUAUGGUGGAUUUGGUGGUCCUGGAGGAUAUGGAGGAGGGUACGGUCCUGGAUAUGGUGGAUACGGUGGAUAUGGUGGAGGAGGAGGGUAUGGGCCUGGAUAUGGUGGAGGCGGCUUUGGAGGUAGUCCCUUUGGCUUCCCAAGUCCCCCAGGUUUCCAAGACCUCAAUUCCUUCCAAAAAUUCCUUCAAGACUACCUCAAUCAAAUGCAAGAGUGGACCAAGCAGCAAGCACAAGCAGCAUCAGCUAAUGCCAUCCCAGGUUGUCCAACCAGUGGCAUAGGAGAUAGAGUUGGUGGAUUCCCCACGCCAGGUGGUGGAGUUGGAGCAGGAAGUGGCGAUGGAUCAGUUGGUGCCGUCGCAACUGGAUCUAUAGGACCCGGAGGAGGUUAUGGAUCAACUAAAGUUUUCCCAUCUAGUGGAGGAUCUGGUCUCGGUGAUAGGUUUGGUGGUUCUGUUAGCGAGUCUUCAGGACCUUUCCCAGCUCCUGGCGGUGGCUCUGUAGGAAUUUCAUCUUUCUCAAGCUCCUCUUCAUCAGACGUUGAUGGUCAGAAAACUGCCCAGAAGUCUGCAACAGUUUCUGUAAAUGAUAAUGGAAAAGUAACAACUUAUACUUCUCAUGAUCCUUAAAAACAAACUUUCUGAAUAUUCUCUCUACAAUUUACAUAAUCUCUAUUGUGUAUCUGAAAUAUGAUUUUAGAUUUCAAUAUGUAUGAUUUUCAGCUGUAGCGAUAGCUUCUCAUUUUAAACUGUUUGUUUUAUUUAUAUAUUCAGAGAAACGAUGCAACAUUUUAAAAUAAUCUCAAGUCCAAAAAAAGAACUGCGUUUUUUUUAUUGUUAUGUUAACUUAAUCAAAAUCCAUCUUAUUGUAUAAUAGUUAAAACUGGAAGAUAUCUCUUAAUUUUGAAUCUGUGAUAAAUUUGUUGUUAAGUAGCUGAGUUCUUUAGAAUAAGAAAAAUAAUUUAAUUUAUAGAUUGGUACCAUGUUGCAUUUAAUGAAAAUUGGAAAUGCGUACUUAACUAAUUAUCUAAACUUUGUUUGUACAUAAGAGCAAGUUAAUUCACUUUAUUAAAAAUAAAAUUAAUUAUUCUUAAACAAUGUGUUUUCUUGAGUGAGGUGUUUUUCCAGAUAAAAACAAUAAGCUUAAGCUAUUUUAUAUAUUUUUUUUGUUGAACUGCAAAAAAAAUUUAAUGUUCUCAGUUUGAAAAUUAUUUUUCUUAAAAUAAUAAUUGAACAUUUAUUUUCAUAACUGAUUAUUUUGAGCAGUUUACAAUACAAUAGGUGAAAACGAAGAUGAAAAAACUAAAGUGAUGAACCAACUUGAAUAACCUCCAUACCUAGUAACCUAAAAACUUUGGUAGCCAGAGAGAAAAAUAUGAAUAUAACAAUUAGCAUUUUUAAAUUGUCUCUAGUGUUAAUGACAGAGCUCUGUGGUACCACCAAUGCCAGAAAAAAUUAUGCCAGAUAUUCUCCUGUGACAAACGCCUUUAAAAGAGCUUUGGCAGCUCUGAUGCCAGAACUCUAUCAUAAAAACUCCAGUGUGUAUGAUGAAGACUUAUAAAUUGAUAUGUUAGUUCAAAUUCAUUAAAUAUAAUAUUUAUAAUUUGCUAUUAUUUUUACACAGACAAGUAAUUCUAUUCAUCAAUUUUUAGAAACUAUUAUGAAAAAGAAAAUAUGAAAGGAACAUAAAUAUAAGUCAAAUCAUCCCAACUAGUACACAAUUGGUUUACAAUAAGAUCAGUGUUAGACUAUAAUGUUAUAAAUUAUUAAUCGUGGUGAAGUUGCUUUAUUUUAAUAUUAUUUUUAGAAUUUUCAGUUUUAUUAAUGUUCAGUGGAAUUAUAAGCUCUUGAAUAAUAAUUUUAUUGAAACAAAUGUUAAAUAUUUAAUUUUAAUGGCUAUUCAUUAAAUGUAUGUUUUAGUGAUGUAUUUCAAAUUGUUACUGUAAAAAAUAAAAUGGGAGUAUAGAGGGUGGGCACUGACUUCCAGAGCUCAAGGUCGCAGGUUCGAAUCCAGUUGAUGACUAGUAAUUUUUUGAUCAAUCGUGGAUCGAUCCUGGGGCCGGCAGACUCCUCUCCUUGGGCAAACCCAGCCUCUAUAAAGUGGGUACUCUUAAUUAAAUAAUUAAUUAAGAAGAAAAUUCUGGCGGUUGAGUGUGAUAUUGGCCCGUCACCUCACUGCACAACCAUUGGCCUUGUAACAGUACUUCCUCAAAUUGUACUGAACCCAAGACCCUUCAUGGGUUGUUAGUGAGUGGUCCGGGUUUUAAAAAAUAAAAUAGUCAAUUAUUUAUAAAUAUUCAAAAAAUUAUCUCUAACUUAAAAAGAGUGUGAAUGUGAUCUGUGAACACUAUUAUAAAUGUCCUUGAGACAGAUUGUAAUAUUUUUCAAUUAACAAGCUUAAAAAAAAAAAAAAACUUAAUAAAAGUGAACUAAGAUCAACUCACCUGUCCUUCGGCAAACCAAAUUUUGACUCUGACAUGGUACACAAAUUUUCUCUUCACAAUUGGGUUAAAUUAGGUUAUAACCAUGAUUUGGGCCGAUACUCGUGUGGAAUCUGUUUAUUACAAAAAUGAG